AUGCAAAACGGCAGCCUUAACGGCACGUCCCAGCAACAUCUCGAUAGCGCAACUUCCGAGUCAGAAGACAAAUCUCACUAUUCUGCCCUCCAAGACGCGCUUCUUGAUUCUGCUGUAGGCGACUCCGUUCCAAAUGGCCCUAGCCACGAUGAUGACUGCCACGACGUCCUCCCUGGACCCCCGUCCAAAAAACGGAAAAUUGCAGACUCCUCCGGUCGAAGUACGCCGCGUCCUGUAUCUCCCCCAUGGAAGCGCGUCUCUGUUGAUGGGCCAACGUCUUUCAUUGAGGGCGGUAGGCGGAAGUCAUCCAGGACAAACGCGGUGCCGCUCGAGCUGCUUCCUUCAGAUAAGAGACAAACACGUUCCGCCCACCAGGACUAUGUGAAUCGGGCAAAACCGAAUCGCUCCCCGCGACAUGGCAAUUCCCCGGCGGUCGCGAUGGCAUCUCAGUCUGGAACAAAUGGGAGACGAUUAUCUGUUGGUAAAACUACUACUAUAGGAUCCGAGGGAACUUCUCCUAGGAAAGAUGGUUUAAAGAGCUCGAGUACCAGGACCCCGCUAACAAAACAACGCAAUUCACAAACUUCUGUCUCCAAAAGCGCAACUUUGAGAAACAGAGCCCCAAGUAUUGCUUCGUCGAGCGCUCAUAACAAGUCCAUUACCCCAAUAACUAACACAAAGUAUAGUCACAAGUCCCAGAGAGGCCACGUUACCCCUGCAAACAUGUCUCCAGUGUCUGUAAAAAAUUCUCAUACAAGUGGUAAAAGUCAGGGAUCUGAGGAUGUGGAGGGGCAAGCGGGAUGGAAUUCGAUCCAGAAACUGCCUAGGCUGCGAUUUAAAGUCAAAAUGCCCUCACUAGCUACUCAACACCCAUCUCAUGUGUUGCCCGAAAAGAAAUACUUGUCAUUCCGGGAAUGGGUAGAAAAUGAAACCUUAACAGAAGACGAGGGUGGCUUCUCGACUCCCGAAGCUGCCCUAAUCGAGGCACGCAUGAGAAUGAGGGUUUGGGAAGCCGGUCAACCUGGUCAACUUCUAAGUAAGGAACGUUGUUCCCGUUACAUUACCGAUCCAGCCGAGGAACCUCCACCUCAGUAUUCUCACCAAGACCAUCUUGUCGCUCAUGCCUUGUACUUCAAGAAAUUACUUGAUAAAGAGCGCAAACAGCAUCGACACCUUGCGAAAUUAUUUGCCCAGUGGUGCGCAGAGGAGUGGAGGAAGCGAAAUAAACUUCCAGAGGAUAUAUUAAAGGAACAGCAGGAAGAUAUACGGCAGAAACGUAAGCAUCUUGUUAAAGAUUUACAACGUCAAUUUGAUGCAGUUCGUGCAGAAGUAGAGAGAGCCCGGUUGGCUCGAUGGGAAGAGCAGAAAAAGGCUGAGGAUCAACUCGCCUUAAACAAAGCUAUCAAACAAUCCACUCUGUUGUUUGAAAUGAGAAGGCCGGAUCGAGCGUAUGAUACCGAAUUUGAAGAAAGCCAGUAUGACACUGAAACGGGCUCGGAGAGGGAUCAAUCAAGCCAAGAGGAAACGGAAGAUGAAAGCAAUAUGUCGACGUCUGAGAGUGAGGGGGAUGAUGAUGAUGGAACUAAUGACGACGAAGGCUUGACCGCAGAACAACUCCGGAUUAAAUAUGCGCAUCUAGCGUCAAGUAACAUUGGAGUUGAUGGUCAAUCGAAACAAUCGCAGCAGGAACGUUCGCCGUCCAUCCGCAGUUCGCCUCCAAACCCAGAACUUAACGACAAAGGCGGGGGUCUUGAUUUGCCGCCUGUGAGCGAGCUCGCACACCAUGAUCCAGAUUUGGAAGAAGUUGAUUCAGUUCUUCUGGAUGAUAGCGCUGAAGAGUCAACAGACAUGGACAAUGACAUGGGAGACAGUGAUGGGGUUAAUUCCUGUUCGGACGGAAGUGACAAUGAUGAGGCAAGUAGCAGUGAUGAAGAGAGUCCUGGAUUACUUGGAUUUUUCUCCACUAAAAUGGUCGAACCCGAGGAAAAAACUAUAAGGAACGAGGAGGGAGCUAGUGAGAGGCGUGAAGACAAUGGGGAUGAUGACGAUAAAGGCCUAGUUGUUUCCAACGGACCAGAUGAACCUGAUGUGCAAGAGCAUGAAUCCUCAGGACAUGCAUCGGCAGAACCCCAGCCAUUGAAGCUUGAAGUUCCAGAAGACGAAACCCCUCCAAACGAUCGUAAGGUGAAUGGAAAGCAUGAUACCGCUCAAGUUUCGAACAAUGUUCGGCCAAGUAGAGAUGCCAGCAGUCAGCCCUCGCCGGACACCUUGGCUACAAAGACGUCAGAUGUUGAAUCUGUUUCUUCAUAUGAACCGAACCAAUACGACCAGGACCAGAAUCAGACUGAUAAUUCUGCUCCGAAAUCACCUCUACCAAUCAAUACACCAAUCCCGCAUCUUCUUCGCGGGACGUUGCGAGAGUAUCAGCACUUUGGUUUGGACUGGCUAGCAGGCUUGUACACUAGCAAUAUAAAUGGAAUUCUUGCAGAUGAAAUGGGCCUGGGAAAAACCAUUCAGACGAUAGCGCUUCUGGCACACUUAGCUGUCGAACAUGAGGUGUGGGGACCUCAUUUAGUUGUUGUCCCAACCAGUGUAAUGUUAAAUUGGGAAAUGGAGUUUAAAAAGUGGUGCCCUGGAUUCAAAAUCCUUACAUAUUAUGGCACUCAAGAGGAACGAAGGCAGAAGCGCAAAGGCUGGAUGGACGACGACCGUUGGCACGUCUGCAUCACAUCUUACCAGCUUGUACUCCAAGAUCAACAAACUUUUAAGAGACGGAAUUGGCAUUACAUGGUUCUUGACGAAGCACAUAAUAUUAAAAAUUUCCGAUCCCAGAGAUGGCAGACACUGCUCACGUUCAAAACCCAGGCAAGACUGCUUUUGACUGGCACGCCACUCCAGAAUAAUUUGACUGAACUAUGGUCCCUUCUUUUCUUUCUCAUGCCGUCUGACGGUAAUGACACUGGCGUUGAAGGAUUUGCCGAUCUUCGAAACUUCUCUGAAUGGUUUCGACGACCCGUAGAGCAAAUUCUCGAACAUGGGAGAGAAACCAUGGAUGAUGAAGCCAAAAAAGUGGUUACGAAAUUACACACUGUGCUGCGCCCCUACAUUUUACGCCGUCUUAAGGUGGAUGUAGAAAAACAAAUGCCCGCAAAGUUUGAACAUGUUGUAACAUGCCGACUCUCAAAGCGACAACGAUACUUAUAUGACGGAUUCAUGUCGAGAGCGCAAACCAAAGAAACAUUGGCAUCUGGAAAUUAUUUGUCUAUCAUCAACUGUUUAAUGCAAUUGCGGAAGGUCUGUAAUCACCCCGACCUUUUUGAGACGCGACAGAUAACGACUUCUUUUUCGAUGCCGAAAUCAGCAAUUGCCGAUUUUGAAAUCAAAGAGCUGUUUGUACGGCGUCGACUAUUAAAGGAGGGUCCGUUGAGCAAGUUAGACUUGGACUUCUUAAAUUUAGUUCCCAUAUCAAGGGAACAAACGUCAAAGAGGCUCGUGGAUGAUACCUCGCGAAUUACAGCUUAUAUUCCCCUCCGGACACUUCGGGAGCGCCAGUAUAACCGCACUAACUGGAACAUGGACUUUGACGGCUCUUCGGUUCAAUCAGCAUUGAUCUCAAUGGAAAACUCAUCGCGAAAAACGAGAAUGGAAGAGCUAGAAAGAUGCCUUUACUUCGAGUCGAAACGUCAUGGACAACACCCAGUCUACGGGAAAAGUCUCAUUGACUUUCUUACCGUCAAUCCUGGUAUCCAGACAAAGUCUCCAAGGCUACCUCCCCGCCACCCACUUCUUGACUUCUUUUUGCAGCAGUCUUCAGCCAUUUCUUCAAUGAUUUUAUCUCUGAAUGAGAGGUCUUUGGCGAUGGAAACCAUUAUACAGAAAUUUGCAUUCGUCACACCGGCCGCUGUCGCCUCAGAAAUAACAGGUGCGGCUCUAACACCAAUCGAAUCUCGAUGCCUGAGCAUGUCACAAAAGGUACCGGACUAUGACCCUUUUCAUGAAGCACAGAUGCGCUUGUCCAUCGCCUUUCCGGAUAAGAGGCUCCUGCAGUACGAUUGUGGAAAGCUUCAGCAACUCGACAAACUUCUCAGGAAAUUGCAAUCAGGUGGCCAUCGUGCUUUGAUAUUUACCCAAAUGACAAAAAUGCUUGAUAUACUGGAGCAGUUUCUUAAUAUCCAUGGCCACCGCUACCUCCGUCUUGAUGGUGCUACAAAGGUGGAGCAGCGUCAAAUGUUAACCGAACGAUUCAACAACGAUACCCGAAUCUUAGCAUUCAUUCUCUCUAGCAGAUCUGGUGGCUUAGGGAUCAAUUUGACUGGGGCUGAUACAGUCAUAUUCUAUGACCUGGACUGGAACCCUGCUAUGGAUAAGCAGUGUCAAGAUAGAUGUCACCGAAUCGGCCAAACUCGCGACGUGCACAUCUACCGUUUUGUUUCUGAAUACACCAUUGAAUCCAACAUUUUACGCAAAGCCAAUCAAAAACGAAUGCUCGACGAUGUAAUUAUUCAAGAAGGUGAAUUCACCACAGAUUAUUUCCAAAAGUUAGAUGUGCGGGACAUGCUAGGCGACGACGUUGCGGGUGGUAAUGAUGAAGCAAGCGCAGCCAUGGACCGAGUUCUUGAUACGAAGGUUGUUGGAACUCCUCGAGCUUUCGAACAGGCAGAGGAUAAGGAAGACAUCGACGCCGCAAAGAACGCUGAGAAGGAACUGGAGCACGCAGAUGAUGGCGACUUCGAGGAGGGCAGCGUUCCACACACCCCAGGGCAACUUGGGUUCAGUCAAACAGGGUCACCUGUGGCAGCUGAAGUUGAAGAAUACGAGCCGUCUGUUACCCAUGGAGGAAAUGCCAACACUCCUGCAUGUCCGGAAUCGCCAGCCGUUCAGGAUGAAAAUGGAGAGCACGAACCGGGUCAUAUCGAUGACUAUCUUAUCCGCUUUAUGGAGUGGCAUUUGAAAGAUGAACCCUUAGUUCUACCCCCAGACAAAAGAAAGAAAAAGUCAAGGAGGGGCCAAGAGCAUCGAAUCAAAAGAAAUAGGUGA
Paracoccidioides lutzii Pb01 is the source of this 5037-nucleotide messenger RNA. RefSeq names its product helicase swr1. Gene Ontology annotation, molecular function: ATP hydrolysis activity; ATP-dependent chromatin remodeler activity; histone binding. Gene Ontology annotation, cellular component: Swr1 complex. The transcript has a single exon. The coding region runs from base 1 to 5037 and encodes 1678 amino acids. The record is from RefSeq and is a predicted model, not a curated record.